This is a messenger RNA of Arachis ipaensis, 1504 nucleotides long. Its product is annotated as putative F-box protein At5g55150. The record is from RefSeq and is a predicted model, not a curated record. Lineage: Eukaryota; Viridiplantae; Streptophyta; Magnoliopsida; Fabales; Fabaceae.
UAUGUAUCAAAAUCACAACAAAAUAAAAAUAAAAAACCAAACAGAGAUAGACUCUCUCUAUAUAUAAUGUUAAGCGUCCAAGUAUUUUUUUUUUAUCAAUCCAAGUCUAAGGCUUCUGUGCAGUUUGCGUCUCUCUUGAUAUCUGAGAAUAACAUAGCUUGAGUCUUAGAUAUGGGUGACAUUGAUGGAUGGGCAAACAUUCACCAUGACAUCUUGCAGGAAAUUUCAAAGCACUUCUAUUCAUACGAUGAUUUCAUCCAACUACGUUUAGUUUGCAAGCAAUGGAGCUUGAAACUUCCAGAGAUCUCCAGCAAGAUUUUGUGGCUGCUGGUACCUGAAUCUUUCAGUGAUUAUUUUUCUGAGGAAGAGGAGGCAGGCUACCAUUCCAGGCAACCUAUUGCUGAUGAAGUACCACUUGAUAUUCAGUCUCUUGAUGAAGACAAGAUCCACCAUCUCAAGCUACCAGAGAUGCAGACCAAAUUGAUCCGUGGUUCUUUUGGUGGAUGGUUGAUCGUCCUAGAUAUAUACCAAGGUUCGAUGUAUAUGUUAGAUGCAUUUACAAAGGUCCGUUUAGAUCUUCCUCCAAUAUCAACUUUUCCGGAUAUAAUUGACUACAAUCCUAACAAUCGUGGCUUUGAAUAUACUAUUCGGGAUUUCGGUGAUGUCCAUAUGGAUGAUUACGGGCCGCAGGAAUCGAGCGGUUUCGUAAAUUGUUCCCAUGUUUGGAAGGUUAUUAUAAAUUCAUGUCCUAGUAAUGACAAUGAAGAUUUUAUGGCAGUGGCUAUAUAUGGACCUCGUCUUACGUUAGCCUUUUACAAACCAAAUGAUAAGAGAUGGUUAGAUCUUUCAACUAGAAAACCAUUGUUUCAUGAUGUCAUAUUUUUUGGAGAGAAGAUAUAUGCAGUGGAAGAACGUGGCCAGCUAUACGAAUUUGAUACAAACACAAAGUCAGGGCCUGUAGGUGGUAUUCAUGAAGCCAAACCUCCCUACGAUGAUGCUGCGCGGGGUCCUUUGCAGCUUAAAUAUUUGGUUGGGUGUGCUAAUGGAAGUUUAUUGAUGUUGGUGAGACAUUCUACCUUUCAUCGUGGAGUUCCUCGUAUUUACAAAUUUGAUAUCUAUGAAUUGAAGAAGAAUGCAAAAGAAUGGUGCAGACUAGAUAGUUUGAAAAAUUGCGUAGUGAUCAUUGGACUCAACUCUUCUGUUCAAAUGCUGCCUGCGAGUAUUCAAACCAAAGGAAAUCAAAUCUACUUUACUGAUGAAAACCUACUAGAUUGGAAAACAUGGAACUGUGCCGAACAUCAAAAUAUUGGCAUCUUCGACUUGGACGAUGGAAGUUGUCAAAGACUAUUAUCCGAUGUAAAGUUCAUGUGUUCUCCUGUCUGGUGUUAUUCUAGCUCAUUACUUUAGUUUUUUUUUUCUUUUUUAUUUUGUAUUUUAAAAGAUUAUUUGCAAAGCGUUUGUUCUUCCUUACAGUAAAAUUUUGAUGAAGACAUGCUUAUCUUCA